Molecule: messenger RNA, 2704 nt
Organism: Anopheles coustani
Lineage: Eukaryota; Metazoa; Arthropoda; Insecta; Diptera; Culicidae
Product: tetratricopeptide repeat protein 39C-like
Exons: 7
Coding region: 99-2225 (708 amino acids)
Biological process (GO): cilium assembly
Molecular function (GO): protein binding
Source: RefSeq, a predicted model, not a curated record
CGAUACCGACAAGUGAUUGGUGGAUGGAUUUGCUAGUCGGCGGUAUCCACUCCGGUUGAGUUAUUGAUUAUCGUUAACUAUGUAUACCUACGCAUGAAAUGAUGGAACAACUAAAGGACUGGGAGUACGUCAAGCAGGGCAUCGCGUUGUGGCUCAACAACAUGCCAAAGGCAGCAGAGGAGAGCUUCAAGAAUCGACCGUCCAGUGUGCAUAUCGAUGCAGGUCACACAUUCAUUUGUUUCAUGAAUGCCGUGAUAUCGUGGGAAACGGAAAAGAUGAACGAAGCACAGUCGCGUCUUCGGGAGUUGGAAAAGCAGUGCGCCGGUGAUGUUGGAUGGCUCAAAUCGGUCCGUUCGAAACUGUUUGGUCAUUGUGAGAGCCGCAAAUCUUUAACCGAAACGCUCGAGGAGCAGAUCAUUCUGGCCGACAGUCAGCUGUGCUUGGCCAUACUGGUGUCGCUGAGCCAAGAUAUAAGCGGAUUUAUGAAGGGCGGCUGGUUACUGCGAAAGGCCUUUAAAGUCUAUCAACAUACGUAUCAGCAGAUUUACCAACUGUACAUUGGCACUUUGGAAACCGACGAGGAUGCUGCCGGCCCGCAAGCUCCAUUGUUUCAAAGGCACACCGCAGAUGGGACACUGGCAGAACCGCUCGAUUUAGGGACUCCUUCCUCCACCGCAUGGACGGUACCGAACUCGAACCUCCAGACACCCGAAGGUGAAUGGUCUCCAAUCCAGUUGGAAGCAUUACGCAAAUCACAAACUACAACAUUUGAGUCAAUGCGGGACGUUCGCCAUCCACCGGGCGAAUCGGCCCGUGGAAGUGGUGUGAGCUUGGAAAAAAGUUUCACCGCUGAUUUAAUUGGACUUCGUGGCAAUGUGUGUUCCAGCAUCGAGUCCCUCGAAACUAACGAUUCUUCCACAAUGUCGUGCCGUGUACCGAGAAACCAUAUGUCACUUGAUUUGAACUUACGGAAGGCUGGUAAAAAGAAUGGUAUCAACAACCCCAGCGGAUUAGAAAUGUCCGUAAAACAUGAUCCUACUGAAAGACACAUCGAACCACACGAAAUCCAAAGGUUGAUGGGGGCCGUGAGUUUUGGAUAUGGAAUAUUCCAGCUAAGCAUUUCGUUGCUACCUCCGAGCCUUUUGAAGCUGAUCAGUUUCCUCGGCUUCGAAGGUGAUCGGGCGAUGGGGAUCGCAUGUUUGAGAUUUUCACGACAAAGUAUUGACAUGCGUGCCCCGCUGGCCACGCUGGGACUGCUUUGGUACUAUACCAUCGUGACGCCAUUCUUUGCCCUCGAUGGUUCCGAUUUGAGCAGCGAGAUUAGUGCCGCCCAAGAGCUGAUCGAUGAAGCGAGUGAUCAGUUUGCAAAAUCGUCUCUGUUUCUCUUCUUUCGUGGACGUGUCGAGCGAUUGAAGUGCAAUAUCCAGGAUGCAAUAAGAGCCUAUGAGUUUGCCUAUCGUUCAUCAGCGCAGCGUGAAAUAAAGCUACUGUGUCUGCAUGAAAUCGGCUGGUGUCGGUUAAUCCAACUGGAUUACGGGACUGCGAUGAAGAAUUUUAAAGAACUUAAGACAUGUAGUCAGUUUUCGAAGAGUUUUUAUUCAUAUUUGACAGCAAUCUGUGAAGGUGCCUUCGGGAAUUUCUCGAAUCUCGUCCGGUGGCGUGCGGAUAUACUGGAAUUGAUAAACCGAUCCUCCCAGAAGGACUCUCAAAUCGAGAAGUACAUUUUUCGCCGUUGCUUGAAAUUGCCGCGAGCGGAAAGUGGCGAACCGCCAAAGUACAAUAGCUCGCUGUAUUGGAAGUAUCUCGUAUUCGAGAUGCUAUUCCUCUGGAACGCCUUGAACACUUGCAACGUCGAGCAGUUGGAGAGUAUGGUUGCCGAUUGUUCACAGCCAGUGGAUGCCUUUAGCGAACCGAUGCUAGGCAUUUCGCGCCUAAUUCUUGGAGCCUGUCUGUGCUGCCUUACGCGAUACAAUGAAGCGAUUGAAGCGUUCCGGGAGUGUAUCGCUCUGCGCGAAGCAUCUUCCGACCACCAACAGCAGGACGUACAUGUUUCGGCAUUUGCUUACUACGAGCUGGCCGUACUGUUACUUCGUCAACAGCAACACGAGAAGGACAGGGUAGAAGCGCGCAGGCUGCUUGUGUAUGCUCAACAUACCUUCAAGAACUACGACUUUGAUAAUCGUAUCAGCGUUCGUAUCCAUUCGGUGUUGAAACGAUUGGAAUAGGUUUCGUUAACGAAAGCUGAUAGAGAGAAAAGCUUGUCGCGCUUCGCAAAGAGUUAAAACGGGACGUUAAAUAAGUCAUAAGAAUUGUUACGCUAGUGCCUUACUCAUGAACGAUAGCUUAGAAACCAAACAAUAGCAUAACACGUUUUAUAAUCUUUGAAAAAACUUAUAUUUUUUGUAACAAGCCAGAGGUGUUUGAUUCCAGCACUUUAAAUCAGGAGCAAUAAAAGCACCUCAUUCCUCCCAAGGCUACAAAAGGCUGUAGCUUUAACUCGUAUUAAUCAAUUGCAAGCAGUUAGAACCCAAGCGCAAACGAAAGAGAUGAGAAGUUUUAACCAAAGCUGAAGAAGAGAUAGGAAGGUAUUAGGAGAGGUACGUAAAAAGCUGAGGAAAGUUUGGUAUCAAUAAACAAAUACACAAAAGUUCAACAAUCGCCAAGAGACGUCAACUGAAAACAAUAAAUUUCUAUUUAAACAAGA